AAAGUGUUUCUCUCCGCCUCGGUGGAGAUUUACGCAAUCGCAUUGUGCCUGCCAACUAACAAAACCACUCUUUCUCUGUCUUUCUCUCUCUGUUUAUUUCUAUUCUUUAUUUCUACGCAAUCAUUCCUUGUUUUGAUAACACCCUUUCGCCUCUUAACUUUUCUGCUCCAAAUUUUGGAUUCAUCUUUCUUUAUAUUUUUUCUUUGUUUUUUUUUUUAAUAUUGUAUUUUGCGCAUUCGUUCUUAAGCUUUGUCAUUUCCAAAAGGCAAGAAAAACGGUGCAAAGGAAAGACUACCACCGGUUUGCGGAGAUUCGAUCCCAAACAAAACACACCAAAACCUAUUCUCCCUCAAAUUAGGGUUUCCCCCUUCUUCUUUUUUUUUUCUUCCUCUGAUUGCAAUUCCAUCAUGGGCAACAUCUCUAGCAGCGGCGGUAACAACCGUCGCCGACACGGUGGCGGUUCCAGGCGGAGUCAUCCGCCGCCCCCUCCGCCGGUGACGCCGCAGCCCGAAAUCACGGCCAAUCCAUUUGUGUACACCGGCGCUGCACCGUACCCGAACCCUGCACUGCAUUACCCACAAUACCCUUACCCAGGUUACUAUCCCUCGAUGCCUCUGCCCCAUCAUCCUCACCAUCAUCAUCAUCAUCAUCCACAUCCACAUCCACACAUGGACCCAGCGUGGCGUUGCCCUUGUGGACCUGCCAUGCCUUCGCCUGCACCCUUUGUUGAGCAUCAAAAGGCCGUUACCAUAAGGAACGAUGUCAAUAUCAAGAAGGAGACCCUUAGGGUUGAACCUGAUGAGGAAAACCCUGGUCACUUCCUUGUGUCAUUUACAUUUGAUGCCAUGGUUUCUGGGAGCAUCACCAUAUUUUUCUUUGCAAAAGAAGUUGAAGGCUGCAACCUCGCACCAAUGAAGGAAAAUCAUCUUCCACCUGUGAGUGUGGAUUUCCAGCAAGGUCUUGGCCAGAAGUUUAGACAGCCAGCUGGAACUGGUAUUAAUUUUUCAAUGUUUGACGAGUCAGAGUUAUUGAAAGUGGGUGACAUGGAUGUUUACCCUCUAGCAGUGAAGGCAGAUGCUUCCUCUGGUAAUCAGGAUGGAUCAAGUGAAACCUCAACAUCUAGUAACACAAACUCUCAGAUAACCCAAGCGGUGUUUGAGAAGGACAAAGGAGAAUUCCGGGUGAAAGUUGUUAAGCAGAUCUUGUGGGUAAAUGGAAUGAGGUAUGAGCUGCACGAAAUAUAUGGUAUUGGAAAUUCAGUGGAGAGUGGCUUGGAUGAGAAUGACCAAGGAAAAGAGUGCGUCAUCUGCUUGUCGGAGCCUCGUGAUACAAUUGUCUACCCCUGCCGACAUAUGUGCAUGUGUAGCGGAUGUGCAAAGGUUUUGAGGUUUCAGACAAACAAAUGCCCAAUUUGCAGACAACCAGUUGAGAGACUUUGGGAGAUAAAGGUAGGGUCUGAGGAGUGAAGAAGAUAAAUUGUUGGUUCGUCAAGCUUCCUGUACAGCCCAACUGUUAUACUUCAAUACUUCUCCCUGUUUCCUUCUUCUUAUCAUGGUUUCCCCUCCCUUUUCUGUUUUUCCAAUAAUCAGAAAAACAAGGAAGGAAAAUGGAAUUUGUAUAUGACAUGCGGUAUAACAUGAACAACAGGCUGGCAUUGCACAUGGCUUGUGCAAGACAAUGCCUCCAACGAGCUUGUUUGUCUUUGCUUCUAAAUGGCUUCCCUUAUAAAUAUACUUAAUUAUGUAUGUUUCUAUU
Gastrolobium bilobum is the source of this 1755-nucleotide messenger RNA. Its product is annotated as probable E3 ubiquitin-protein ligase LOG2. Bases 408 to 1466 code for a protein of 352 amino acids. The record is from RefSeq and is a predicted model, not a curated record. Gene Ontology annotation, biological process: protein ubiquitination. Gene Ontology annotation, molecular function: ubiquitin protein ligase activity. Lineage: Eukaryota; Viridiplantae; Streptophyta; Magnoliopsida; Fabales; Fabaceae. The transcript has 3 exons.